Molecule: messenger RNA, 1500 nt
Organism: Suillus discolor
Lineage: Eukaryota; Fungi; Basidiomycota; Agaricomycetes; Boletales; Suillaceae
Exons: 8
Coding region: 157-1293 (378 amino acids)
Source: RefSeq, a predicted model, not a curated record
AUCGUCGAGCACGAUAAGCCAGGCGAGGCUAUCAUCGACAAGGAGUUCACCUCACCUGAGAACGACAGGUUCGUUCUCCACGAUAGCAAAGGUUUCGAACCAGGGGAAGUAGAAAACCUCACAAUAAUCCAAAAAUUUAUCGAACGUCGGAGGAACAUGCCGGAUUUGAAAGAUCAGCUGCAUGCUGUUUGGCUUUGCUUUCAGAUACCCCAUGCAGGCGGACGUUCACUAGAGACAGGAACGGAGGAUUUCUUGAAAUCUAAACGUGAUGGAAGCCUGGGGGACGUUCCCGUUAUCGUCGUCCUUACUAAAUACGAUAUGCUCAUCGAACGCGUGGAGCGAACUGUAGAUGAAGCUUCUCUCGAUGAAUUGAGCGAUAAAGCUUUCGAAGAACUGGUCAAGAGCAAAGCAAAAGCAGAGGUGCAGGAUACCUGCAUCGGACCUCUAGAGGAAUUUUCAGGGUCUGAUAUCCCCCACGCCACGAUCUCCACCGCACUCACCCAUCUGAUUGAAAUAACUGAAAGUUGUGUCAAUCAGCAUCUUGCACCCGAGGCCGCGGUGAUGACCUCGGUCGCUCAGCGAGUGCAUCCUGGACUCAAAAUAGAUGCAUUAAUUAACAAAGCGCUUACAUCAUGCCCAAUGUUCAGGAACCACCAGAUGCAGGAUUGUCUACUCGUGCUUCAUACUGACAUCGUCAAUGUGUGGAACUUCCGUGACCCUCAUCAUUACUUGCACAGCCAAGAGUUCAAGGAUUUGAUGAUGGAAAUGGUCGAUAAGAUACAAGCUGGAUCUACAGCUAAUCCUAUCACGGUUUUAUCGGGACCUGCGGCUCCCAUCGUAGUACCAAUCGCAGCAGGCGCCGUGCUCGCUGUAUGGGUUCACGAAGUAUACAAAAUGUCGUACGUCCCACUAUUUUUUUCGUGUGUGAGAGGAUAUCGACACUUCUUUCUCAGCCACGUGGUGCUUCAGCGCUUCAUGGCCUACAUCAUGCACUUGACACUUGUGUUGCAGACACUUUUUAUCGUGUCAAAAAGCCAGGAACUCACUCGUAAGGCCAUCAAGCUCGCAGUCAAAUCCUACGUCGCCUCUCCAAUUAGCGAUGAUGUUCUUAUUCGGAUUCAGGAUUAUGUUGGGGGAUUGGCUGUCUUAGAACACGCGAAUAACGAUACCUUGGAUAAAAUCGAAGAGAUGAUGCAAUUUUACAAGAUCGAUGGGGCACAAAUCACCGAACUUGCAGCACAAAUGUCCAACCUUCAGACAAAUAUUUAUUUGUUACCAGACGAAGCAUGGUAAAUCGAGAAGUCGUAGCACUCGAUUGUUUCUUUCUUGGAUGGUUUUGGGUGUGGGCGGUGUUCGAGUGUUGACGCGAUUACAGAGUGCUCGCUUGUACUAUACAACUGGAUUUAUACCCGAUCGUAACAAUGUAACCUAUGCUUUAUUGUGUUUUAUUGACGUGAUGUACUUAGUACUGCUAGAUUUUACUCGAGCCUCCAACGUGCC